This is a messenger RNA of Syzygium oleosum, 2410 nucleotides long. RefSeq names its product dihydrolipoyllysine-residue acetyltransferase component 1 of pyruvate dehydrogenase complex, mitochondrial. The record is from RefSeq and is a predicted model, not a curated record. Gene Ontology annotation, biological process: pyruvate decarboxylation to acetyl-CoA. Gene Ontology annotation, cellular component: pyruvate dehydrogenase complex; mitochondrion. The transcript is spliced from 23 exons. Gene Ontology annotation, molecular function: acyltransferase activity. Lineage: Eukaryota; Viridiplantae; Streptophyta; Magnoliopsida; Myrtales; Myrtaceae. Bases 202 to 2121 code for a protein of 639 amino acids.
AUUGCAGCGACGAAGGGGGAAGGUGGCUCAAGAACGAACUUCCCCGUUAGCUCGCCACGCUUGAUCUCAGGCGAAAACACGAGAAACCACGACCGUCGGUCAAACCACCAUAUCUCUCGCUUCGUCGGCGGUCGUCGUCGGAGGAGGACGAAGAAGAAGAAGAAGAAGAAGAAGAAGCGGAGAAGCGGAGCAGUUACGCACAUGGCUCUCUCUCGGCUCCGGAGCCCGGUGAUCUCGCGCGCGCCUCUUCUCUUCCGAGCCCGCUCGCUCUCCGCCGCCGCCGCCGCCGCCGUGUCCUCCUCUCGACGCGCCUCCCGCUCUUGCAAUAGGAGGAACUCUUCUGUGAUAGAUGAAGCAACAUUAAGGCCUUCUUCUUUCUCCACCACUGGGGUUCAUGAUACUUAUUUGAAGAAUCGGCUGCAAGUUGGUGUGCGAUACUUCUCAUCCACAGAUGUUCCUCCACAUACCGUUCUCGGGAUGCCAGCCUUGUCCCCUACAAUGAACCAAGGGAACAUAGCAAAAUGGAGGAAGAAAGAAGGAGAUAAGAUAGAAGUGGGAGAUGUAUUAUGUGAAAUAGAGACAGACAAAGCAACUUUGGAGUUUGAAAGUCUUGAAGAAGGAUUUUUGGCUAAAGUAUUGGUACCUGAUGGUUCAAAGGAUGUUCCUGUUGGACAACCUAUUGCAAUAACGGUGGAGGAAUUAGAUGAUGUUCAGAAGAUACCAGCUUCCAUCACUGGAAGAUCAGAAGCUAAAACUGAAAAAGUUUUUGAUGAGAACAUAACUUCUGAAGGUGGUGUGCGGGAGACAAGUUCUGUUAAUAUCAACACAUCUGAACUUCCUCCUCAUGUUGUCCUUGGAAUGCCAGCAUUAUCUCCCACAAUGAACCAGGGGAACAUUGCUAAGUGGAUAAAAAAGGAAGGGGAAAAGAUAGAAGUGGGCGAUGUGAUAUGUGAGAUAGAGACAGAUAAAGCCACUCUUGAGUUUGAAAGUCUUGAAGAAGGUUACUUGGCCAAGAUACUAGCACCAGAAGGUUCAAAGGAUGUGCCUGUUGGACAACCAAUUGCAGUAACAGUUGAAGAUCCAGAUGAUAUCGAGCAUGUGAAAAAUUCUCUUGGCAGUGGUUUGGCGCAGGAAGAAAAGCCCAUCCAUGAAAAACCGAGAGCUGAAGUUAAUCCGGGCAAAUCUACUUUUUCAAGGAUCAGUCCAUCUGCAAAAAUGCUUAUUGCGGAGCAUGGACUGGACUUAUCUUCAUUGAGGGCAACAGGUGCCCAUGGCACUUUGCUAAAAGCAGACGUUCUAGCUGCGAUUAAGUCUGGAAAAGUAUCUCCAAGCAUACACAAAGAUAAAAAACCUUCGAUCGAGACUUCCCCCAAGUCAACAGCCAAAAUAGCAGAGACUAGUGCUCACGUGAAGCGGUCAGAUUCUUUUGAAGAUCUGCCAAACAGUCAGAUUCGCAAGGUUAUCGCAAAAAGAUUAUUGGAGUCGAAGCAGACUACACCACAUUUAUACUUGUCUAUUGAUGUUGCACUGGAUCCUCUACUUUCAUUUAGAAAAGAGCUGAUAGAGCAGCAUAAUGUGAAGGUCUCAGUGAAUGACAUUGUCAUCAAGGCUGUAUCCGUUGCCCUCAGAAAUGUACCAGAAGCAAAUGCCUAUUGGGACACUGACAAGGGGGAGGUGAUUCUCUGUGAUUCUGUUGAUAUAUCAAUUGCGGUCGCAACUGACAAGGGUUUAAUGACUCCAAUUGUCAGAAAUGCAGACCAGAAGACCAUAUCUUCAAUAUCCGCAGAGGUGAAGGAAUUGGCUGAAAAGGCCCGAGCAGGGAAACUAAAGCCAAAUGAAUUCCAAGGAGGAACUUUCAGCAUUUCAAAUUUGGGAAUGUUCCCAGUGGACCACUUUUGUGCAAUUAUCAACCCCCCACAGUCUGGUAUACUUGCAGUUGGGAGAGGAAAUAAAUUCGUUGAACCAGUAACCGGAAGCGACGGGGUCGAGCGUCCUGCAGUUGUCACGAAAAUGGCCUUGACAUUAUCUGCUGAUCACCGAGUAUUUGAUGGCAAAGUCGGAGGUGCAUUUCUUUCGGCUCUCCGUUUGAACUUCAGCGACAUGCGAAGGCUUAUGUUGUAAUAGCAUGGAAAAUGCCCUAGUCAGCUGUCGGGCGCUUCAUCAUCUUACCGAAGCAGUGGCUUCACUUCCUAGAUUGUUUAGAAUGAUUCGGGACGAUCUUUGCUACUUUAUGUGGGGAUCGAUGUUCCAUUGAACCCCCUUGCUAGUCCCAUCGAAGGAUCAAAUUUUUGUCGAUUCGUUGCACCCAACUCGCUUGAGAGGGAAUUAAGUUAUCCAGGCGAGGAAUGAUUUGCGGCACCUGACUCGGGCUUUCAAAUUUUAGCUCCAGGAAUAAAAAUCUCAUUCCACA